GUCAGAUUCGGACCAGAACCAGAACCACGGAGGUCCAUCCCCUGUCCGGACACUGACCUUAUAGUUGGACUUUGUUUAGUUCGGAUCUGGAUCGGAUCUACUGAGUGAACACAGAUGAGCGUGGGUGUGGCCUCAGCCAGAUCUCAGCAGUGUCUCAAGAGGCUAUUGGAUGAGAAUCAAGAAGAUUUACCAAAAUGUAAACGCCUCUGCGUGGCUCCACCCCCUCCUUCCACUGACCUCACACCAUGUCUCAGGCCCCAAAGCCCCACCCCCAAGUCCAGCUGCAGCCAAUCCCUGUCCACAGUUGGUCCAUAUGUGCUGUAUGAACGCUACGAAGGGGAGGAGGCUUACAGAGCCGAGCACACGCACACACAGCAGCAGUACACCUGCAAGGUACUGCCUGUGCGUGGUUACCAGGAGCAGCUGGCGGCCUACGCUCGGCUCGGUCACCACGACAACAUUAGCCAGUUGCGAGACGUUGUGAUUGGUGAGGAUAACGUGUACAUCUUCCUGCCCGGUCACCAUGGCGACAUGCAUUCAUACGUACGCAGCAGGAAGCGUCUGAGCGAAGAGGAGGCGGGGCUUCUCUUUGCACAGAUGCUGGAAGCCGUGACGCACUGUCAUCGCCACGGAGUCGUCCUGAGAGACGUGAAGCUGCGCCGCUUCGUUUUUACUGACAAACACAGGACUCGUCUCGCUCUGCUCGGCCUCGACGACUGCGUCCUCCUGUCCGGUAACCAUGACGACGACUCUCUGACAGACAGACACGGAUGCCCCGCCUAUGUGGGCCCCGAGCUGCUGACCAAUGGGAGCGCCUCGUACUCGGGUCGCGCCGCUGACAUCUGGAGCCUGGGCGUGUCUCUGUACACCAUGCUGAUCGGUCGGUACCCGUUCCAGGACACGCAGCCCGCCGCGCUGUUCGCCAAGAUCCGCCGCGGGGCCUUCACGCUCCCCGAUUGGCUGUCGCCACAGGCCAAGUGUCUGAUUGGCUGCAUGCUGAGGAAGUUACCUGCAGAGAGACUGGAGGCGGAGCAGCUGCUGAUGCAUCCGUGGCUGACCAAUCCCUGCACGCCACAUCACAAAUCAGCGUCAGCGAGACGGGACGGACAGGAUGACGACCAAGUGGUUCCCACCUGGACGGACAAACAUUAACACACAAAUACACAAAAACACGCACAUUUGAUCACAUGGUUUUGAUCACAUGUGGGCGCCUCUGCGUUUGUAUGGACGCCACUGACGCCUCACAUCCUUUAGAGCAGGGGUGUCCAACGUACGGCCCCUGGGCCAGAACUGACCCCCCAGACGGUCCAGAACUGACCCCCCAGACGGUCCAGAACUGACCACCCAGACGGUCCAGAACUGACCCCCCAAAUGGUCCAGAACUGACCCCCCAGACGGUCCAGAACUGACCCCCCCAGACGGUCCAGAACUGACCCCCCAAACGGUCCAGAACUGACCCCCCAAAAGGUCCAGAACUGACCCCCCAAAUGGUCCAGAACUGACCCCCCAAAUGGUCCAGUCUGAUCCGCAAGAUGAAUUUGACAGUGACAGCAUUAAACAUCAAGUUAAAUAAAAGCAUAAUAACUUAGAAGUAAUCAACUCCAAAUUAUCUCCUUGGUUUAAUGUGAAAAAAGUAAAAUUACUUUGUGAAAAUAUUUACAUUUUUCACAAUAAAAUGUGAAUAACCUGAACAAAUAUGAAAAGCCUUAUAUUUCUAAACAAAAAAAACUGCAAUUUUAACAAUAUUCUGCCUGGAACUAAAUGUUUGGUGUAUUUGUAGAUCCACUGCGACCUCUAAGUCGUGUUAAUAAUAAUUGUAGAUAUAUUAUUGUUGAAAUUGUGUGUAUUUUCUGUCUACAUUUCAGGUUGUACAUGGUAAAUCAGGUUAUUCACAUUUACAUAAUGUAAUUGUACUGGUUUUUCACUGUAAAACUCUUCUUAUUUAUCGGUUAAUAUGCCUGUUAUUUGACUGGUCUGACCCAGUUCAGCUCAAACUGGGCUGACUGGAACCUGAACUCAGAUGUUCCUCUGCAGGUAAAGCAUCACUAGUCUGACGCCAUGUUUACACGUAGCUGGAAUGUGGAAAAACUGACAUUUCCUCAUGUGUUUUUGGUUUUCAUCCACAUGAAAACUCCAGUUUAUGUCACUGAAUUAUUAUUUUUUUUAAAUUCUGUCCAAAGUAUAGAUUUAGUAAAAGUCUGUUUUUGUGCUUGUGUGUGUUCAGGGUUCAACAGUUCUAGGAUCCAAACGUCACAGUAUGAGAAAAAAAAUGCAUUCGUAUCAUGUUUUGACUUCUGUUUAUCCUAACCUUUACCACAUGAUGGCGCUCUAUGGUGUGUUUAUGCAGGUUUGUGUAGAUGAAAACCUAUCUGAUACCAUCUGAUUGAAAACAAAAGUGGGAAAUAUCCGUUUAUGUUCGUACCUGUCUACGUGUAAACAUGGCCUAAAUGUACUGAACAUUUUAGAUGUUUUCAAAAAUGUGCAAAAAAACAAAGCGAUGUCAGGUGUUAAGUUUGUUUAUUUUGCUCCUGUUAUUUUAAAAGGAGUGUGAGUGAGUUAGUGAUGGGGAAUAGGGCUAAAAACGUCUUCAUAUGCUUUAGGGAAAUGGCAAUAGAAGUAAAACAUGACUUAAGUUUAACGUUAAAAGUCCCAUGAAAUUAAAAUCAAGUGUUUUUCUGUGAUGUUUUGUGCUACAUGUCACCACUGCUGUUAGUGGUAUAUCAGAGUUUAUCAUCUCCUGAUCAAUAACAGACGCCUUUUACCUCAUUGAUCAGUUUUGUCAUUUUCUGAUCAGGAGGAACAAAGGAAACACAAAUAACACUUGACUGUUUGAUGGGGACUUUACAGUAUUUCUAACAAAAACGGUAGAAGCUGUUCAGAAUGAUCACAGUUAUAGUGGCGAUAUUUCCCUGUUCGAUACAAAGCUGUUUUUUUUUUUCUUAUAUUAAGUUAAAACUCUACAUUCUUGAACCUUUACCUUGUGUCGCAGAGACUACAGCCCCUUUUCCACCAACAUUCCCAGGAAUUCAUUUAUCUGGGUAAAAGAAUCCCUGGUUAGUCUGUAAGUGUGUUCCACCAAUCAGCUUUCAUUAAAAGAGAGCCCCGCCCCCAAGAAUUCUGUGGAAUCUGAAAAGUCCCGCCCCAAAAUUAGCAACUUUUGGGAUCAAGGGAAA
Molecule: messenger RNA, 3173 nt
Organism: Sphaeramia orbicularis (orbiculate cardinalfish)
Lineage: Eukaryota; Metazoa; Chordata; Actinopteri; Kurtiformes; Apogonidae
Gene: trib3
Product: tribbles pseudokinase 3
Exons: 4
Coding region: 115-1152 (345 amino acids)
Biological process (GO): protein phosphorylation; regulation of MAP kinase activity; positive regulation of proteasomal ubiquitin-dependent protein catabolic process
Cellular component (GO): nucleus
Molecular function (GO): protein kinase activity; ATP binding; mitogen-activated protein kinase kinase binding
Source: RefSeq, a predicted model, not a curated record